Molecule: messenger RNA, 2652 nt
Organism: Bombyx mandarina (wild silkworm)
Lineage: Eukaryota; Metazoa; Arthropoda; Insecta; Lepidoptera; Bombycidae
Product: transcriptional repressor p66-beta simjang
Biological process (GO): negative regulation of transcription by RNA polymerase II
Cellular component (GO): NuRD complex
Source: RefSeq, a predicted model, not a curated record
GUCAAAGCCAAAUGACAAAAAUUACUUCAAUGGCGGCGAGUUGCCAUAUUUAUUGUUCUGUAUUAUUGAUUGAUUGAAAAAUGGACGUUGACGAUUCGGCGGUUGAUCUGAGUGUCAGGUCUUUACCGCCAGAACUAAGUGAGCUAAGAGCAUUAACGGCAAGUGGUUUAACAAUAACCCCAGCGCAGCCUCCACCACAUGGCGCCGGCGGCAAGCGGGUGCUGCGCCCACGUUCAGAACAGCGCAGCUAUGCAGAGAGUCCUGACAUUGUUCUGCUCCCAGCCGCUCCACCGCACAGGAAACCUACAAUACCUACAACACCUGCCCCUUUUACUGAUGUAAGCAGCAAAUUGAACUCAUCAGUGAACGUGUCAAUAACACCGAGCGUAUCCAUACCAGCACCCGAAUCGCCACGUGACCCUCGCGAUGACGAAGAGUCUGAAGACGAUGAGAACGAACCGCCUCUGGCCAUACCCGGACACAGAGAGUUAUCGAGUGCUGAAAUAUGGGAGCGCGAUCGUCGUCUACGUGCUCUCAGAGAGAAGCUGCGGGCUGAAGAAACUCGACUGGUCCUGUUGCGGAAGAUAAGGCAGUCCCAGCAGGCCACGGGGCUGCCCCCCGCUAAGGAGAGCGGCGCGGGCACGGCGCUGGCGGGCAGCGGCUGCGUGGUGCCGCCCGGCGUGACGGUCACGCCCGCGCCUCCCCCCGCCCACCAGAACAAGCGGCCCGCCCCCCGCCCCGCCGCGCGCCCCGCCGCGCUGCCGGGCGGCGCCACGCUCACGCCGGGCUCGUACCGCGCGCCGCCGCAGGCCGCCGCCGUCACGCCCUCCGUCACCAUCACGCCCGCGCCGCCGCCGCCCUCGCACCACCAGCCCGCCAAGGCCAGCACGCGCAGUUCCGAAGACACCCAGACGCCGGCGCAGAGGCAGGCGGCCGCUAAACUGGCCCUACGGAAGCAACUAGAGAAGACGCUAUUGCAAAUCCCUCCCCCGAAGCCUCCACCGCCCGAGAUGAACUUCAUCCCCUCCCCGAGCAACACGGACUUCGUGUACCUGGUGGGCCUCGAGCACGUCGUCGACUACUUGACAAACGAGGACCGCAUGCCGCGCUCGAGCGUGCCGGCGCUGUGCGCGCAGUGCGGGUGCGACUUCACGCCGGUGUGGCGCUGGGAGCGGCCGCCCGCGCGCCGCCAGGACGCCACGUUCUGCGUGUCGCCCGCGCCGCACGCGCGCCGCCUGUGCGAGCUCUGCGUCUCCGGGAACGUCAAGAGGGCGCUCAAGGCGGAGCACACGGCGCGGCUAAAGACUGCAUUCGUUCGCGCCUUGCAGCAGGAGCAGGAGAUCGAGCGGCGGCUGGCGGCCCCCUCCCCGCCGCCGCCCGCGCCCCCGNACCCGACUUCAUCUAGGCGAUAAGCACUAGAUUAAAACUCUAACCAAGCUGCACGAUCAGCAUUCCCGAGUCCUCCAUUGCAGCAGGCGUCCCGCAGCGCGUCCCGCGGCAGCGUGCCGGCGCCGCCCUCCCCCGCCCCGCCGCCCGUCACCUCCACCACCAGGCCGUUGACGUCAUCGGAGUCGCUACGCAGCCACCACUCAGAACGCGGCAGCCGCGACUCUAGUGAGGUGGCUGCGAAAAAGAGUAAAAGUUCUUCUUCGAGUAGCACCACCCAGGGCAGCACCAGCAAACAGCAUCAGCAACUGGCAGCCGCGGCCGCCGCGCAGAUGGCCUUCGAGCAGCAGAGCGCCGCCGCCAUGCAGGCUCUCCAGCACCAGCUGCUCAGAGGUCUGAGCGGCGCGGGCGGGUCGGGCGGCAUGUCGGCGGCCGCGGCCAUGAUGCAGUUCACUCCGCUGCUGUACUCCUACCAGCUCGCCAUGGCGCAGGCCUCCGCCCUCGGCAAGAGAUCGGGCAAGGGCAGCUCGUCGGGCGGCAGUAACGCCGCCAUGGCCGCCGAGAUGCAACGCGUGGCCGAGGCGCAGCGCCAGUACCUGCUCGACUUGAUCCCGGGACAGCACGCGCGCAACCCCUGGACCAAGAACUGAACGUUCAUCGGAUUCAAAAAGCGGAUGCAUUUUAACAAUAUAAAAUAGAUAUCUUAAUUUUAAGAUAACUCUUAGGUUAAGACGAAGAAUUUUCGAAUGUUUUUCUAAUCAAUGUUUUGCACAAAAUAAGAAUAAAAACAAUUAAAUACGUAAGUAAUGCUUAGAUAAGUUAUCGGUUGACAGUGCUGUAUUAAAAAAAAAUUUACUAAGACGUGCCAGCCCUAAUUGAGAGCUUUCAUCUUUACUCAUGAAAAUCGUUUGGGUUUGGAAAAUAAAUACGCUGUACGUAUUUAUCAAUAAAGAGGAUAGUGUUGAAAAAAAUAUCGAUAUUAUAUCGAUGUUUAUGUUCUGUUCGAAAAAAAUCGAUGUUUUGAACAUUAUCGAUAUGCAAUCCAUGAGUGUUUGUGAAUUUGGACAGAUUCGUUAACAAUGUAACCGUUGAUUCUAUAAUUGCACCUCUAGAAUUAAAGUGGCUUAACUAACAUGUUUUAAGAAAAUGAGUUUUAUACUUUGAACGGCCAUUAAACAUGUCUAUGAGUUUAUUAAAACUAGAGGUCCCGCAGUAGUCGAAAUUCGACUAUAAUUAAUUGGAAUUGUAAGUUUGCACACUAUUAUG